Molecule: messenger RNA, 1640 nt
Organism: Tarenaya hassleriana
Lineage: Eukaryota; Viridiplantae; Streptophyta; Magnoliopsida; Brassicales; Cleomaceae
Product: WAT1-related protein At5g47470
Exons: 5
Coding region: 229-1254 (341 amino acids)
Cellular component (GO): plasma membrane
Molecular function (GO): transmembrane transporter activity
Source: RefSeq, a predicted model, not a curated record
ACAACACCCCAAUACACGAAUCACCAGAUUACUCUCUCUCUCUCUCUCCAUUGCAGAACCCCCGAAGAACAAAAAGACAAAGGAACAAACUUUUCACAUCAAGAGGGGAAAGAAAGAAGAAGAAACAGUGAUCCCAAGAAAUGGGCACAUCAGUAAUAGCCGAUUAGUUGUUUGAGAGGAUUCAGACAGGGACAAUAUAUAGCUCCAUCCCCCGGGCAUCUUGUGAAGAUGAAGAAAGGGGCGAUAGAAGAGAUGGCUAUAAUAGGAGGGCUGAUAACAGUGCAGUUCGUAUACGCGGGGAACUCUGUGUUGAUGGGUUAUUUGAUGUCACUCGGACUCGGCCCUUUCACCAUCGUCAUCUUCUCCACCUUCGCCACCUUCCUCAUUCUCUCCCCUUUCGCCCUCUUCUUCGAGAGAAAGCAGUGGCCAAGAGAGUUUAGUUUGAAGCUAAUGGUUAAGCUAGUUUUGAUCUCCUUUGCCGGGGUAACUGUGUUCCAGUCACUGUUCCUGGAGGGAAUAAGGCUGACAUCACCAGCAGUGGCAACAGCAAUGCCCAAUCUGGCACCUGCCCUCAUUUUCGUAAUAGCUUGGAUUUCCCGGUUAGAGAAGGUGAACCUGAAAUGCUUUUACAGCAAAGUGAAGAUCUUAGGUACGUUGUUAUGCGUAGUGGGAGCAUUUGCAAUGAGCCUCAUCCAGAGCUCCGACAAUGGAGUUUCUCGGUUGAUAGAGUUUGAUGAGGAGAGAGUCGUAGGAUGUCUGUAUCUUCUGGGAGCGGUCAUCGUGCUGUCGAGCAACGUUGUCCUGCAGGCCUCCACUUUGGGAGACUUCCCUGCUCCCGUGUCCCUAUGUGCCUUGACCUCGCUUAUCGGAGUUCUGAUAACAGCCGCUGUCCAGUUCUUCCAAAAUCAGAGCCCUCAACUGGCCAGACCCCUCAUCACCAUCCAGAACCUCGUCGCUUAUUCUCUUUUGGGAGGGACAGUGAGUGGAGCGUGCGUAAGCUUCAACGGAUGGGCGAUGAAGAAGAGAGGGCCGGUGGUGGUGUCGAUGUUUAGUCCGGUUUCCACCGUAGUUUCGGCUCUUUUGUCAUUCCUCACUCUCGGAGAGAUGAUCCCGCUCCCAAGCAUAGGAGGGAUGCUGCUGAUGUUCACGGGUCUCUACCUUGUCCUUUGGUCCAAAGGCAAAGAAGAAUUCUCACUUCUCCACUCUCCCUUUGAUGACUGUGAGUUCGAUGCUCAGAAGCCUCUUUUGUCUUAACCUCCCGCCUCCUCUCCUCUCUUUGUAAUUCUCCAGUGUUUUUCUCUUUCUUUUUUUAACCGGUUAUCCUGAACCAAGGUCCAGACUAAUUCUGAGAUCGAUAACCAAUCACAUGAUUUAGAAUAUACGUUCCCUCCUCAAACUUGAGAUUCAAAUUCGGGACGGAACAAACGCUUUGUGUUUCUGUUUCACCGGUUAAAUUACCUUUUUUCUUUUUAUUAUUACUAUUGUUUCUUCUCUUUUUUUUUAAUAAAAAAAUCGUUUUGUAAAUUCUUUUAUUUUUUGUGUCCCAUGGGAUUAAAUGUAUGUAUAUACGGUAGUUUUGGUCUGAUAAGAGUGUGGCAGAUCUAAAGAGGAAAGAUGUUCUUCCAUAUCCAUUUCCAUUU